AGAGAAUAUUACAGUUUACAACCAAGGAGACAUGGCUCGAGAUUUUACGUACAUUGACGACAUAGUUUCAGGAAUAUAUGCCUCCUUAAGGUACCUUCCAAGUUCCUCAGAAAUUAUCAACUUGGGGAAAAGUAAGCCAGAGCAGGUUCUGGAUCUGGUAAAAACCAUUGAGAAGGAGGUUGGUCAGACGGCACGGCUAAGCUUUGAGGAUUCUGCAGUUGAUUUACACACGACCUAUGCUUCAACGAGCAAGGCGAAAGAGCUCCUCUCUUAUGCUCCUCAAGUAAGCAUGGAUGAAGGGAUCAAAAGAUUUGUCGAAUGGUACUUUCUGUAUACAGGUGAACGUGCAUUGUGCGCUAGCGAGUGCUCUGAGAAGAGCCAUUGCAUAACAUCG
Messenger RNA from Nannochloropsis gaditana CCMP526, 394 nucleotides. RefSeq names its product nad-dependent epimerase dehydratase. The annotation marks the transcript as partial. The transcript has a single exon. The record is from RefSeq and is a predicted model, not a curated record.